UUGAACACAGUGUGGAGUCAAACGCCCUGACAUCCUGAGGUGAAACCAGGGGACAUAACUACACUGUCUUUUUUUUUCUACAACUGCACCUGAACCGUGAGUCGAUCCGAUGUUUGGACCCAGUCGAGGGGUCUGCUCGGUGAUCGCAGGAUUAAAUGUUCUCCUCGCUGCUGCCUCUGCUCGUCCCGGAGCCUGCAUCAACACUAAUGUGGUUUCUUAACACACCCGCGUUUCACUGAGGCAGCCCUAGAGUCUUCACGAUGACUCGCAUUUUCUGGGAUACGAUUUUCCUCAUAAGCGGUACUUUUAGUAUGUCUGUGGUACUCAAAGGUUCUCUCUUCACAUUUGGAGCAGGGCCAAGCAGUUCAGCUACUAUUGAAGCCAGCAUGGCUAUCGAUACAAACUCCACUGCUGCUCCAAACACCACCAGCGGUGGCUCUGUGGCAGCCAGCAACAUGAGCACAACCGCCGCGAUGAUUGAAACGACAUCAAACAUCCCCACAGAGAAAAGUCCCCUCAUUACAUUUGGAGCAGGGCAGACGAAUACAACAGUUAUUGAUGCCACCAUUUCCAUCAAUACAACCUCCACUGCCGCUGCAGACAACUCAACGGGCAGCUCCCCGGCAACUAGCAGCAGGAGCACCACAACCAAAAGCCCCGUUACAACUACUUCUACCAACAAGCGCCCUGUUAAAAAAUUUGUGGCAGCGGCAGUUCGGUCUCAUUUUGACGACUGUCCAGACUCUCACCGACACUUCUGUUUCCACGGCACAUGUCGCUUCCUGAUACUGGAGGAGACACCUGCAUGUGUGUGCCACCCAGGCUUUGUUGGGAUGAGGUGUGAGCAUGCGGACCUGCUCGCUGUGGUAGCAACCAACCACAGGCAGCAGACCGUUGCCACGGUGUUGGUGUUAUGUGUGAUUGGGUGUGUUCUCAUCAUGGUGUUGUGCACGCUCUUACACUGCUGGUGGAGGCAGGACUGUCGCAGGAGAAGCCACGCACAUCACUACAUGGCGGAAAAGCAGCGGGCGCCCUGCUAUCCAUCUGAGAGCGUGGUUUGAGAAGACUCCUUGCUUGAACAUGAGCUGUUUUCAUCAUGCCGUGUUUAGUUUUCCUCUUCUGUCUGGCAUCCAAAGUGGCACCAUCGGCCAUAGGUGAGGAGGUAUUAUCUUCAAUGAGACUGAGGUAGGCCUUCUUUUUUGUGGGACGUUAAUUGGUCCAUGAUGUUUUGUUUUUCCCGCUCGCUGACUCGGAGUUUUGGACUGCUACGAUCUAUGGACGUGUUUACUUCCGCUCUUUGAUUCUGUGAGACUGCGCUCUGACGCUGCAACUGAGAAUGAAGCUGCCGCCAAAUCCUGCGUGGGAAGGUGCUCCCGGUGUCCUGACUGCUGUUUAUGGCCGGUCUAAAGCGGAAAUGCUCUACGAGGCCACUAAUCAUCCUGCUUGGAUGCUGCAUAGGAAAGGCAUUUAUCCCAGGCCGCGGGAGGACAGCUAUUCAUUUACUCAAGUCAUAAGUCCCCAAUUCCUACUUUUGUCUUUUAAUAUCUCUGCACACUUUUCAUCGGAACUUUACAAGCACUAUGGAGAUUUUUAAUCAUUUAAGGUGGGUGAAACUGAUGCUUUAAAAAACUUUUUUUAGUGUCUGUUUUUAAAGAAGGAACUCACUUCACCCGACAGGAGUAGGAAUUGUUAACUGGACUGACAUUGCGCAUUGAUUUCCUGGACUUCAAUCAACAAUUACACACACAGACUGAAAGUUGUUCCAGUAUUAUUUUGGAAAUGAGUCUUGAUGAGUGUUGCUACUGAAGCUUAAUUAUUUGUCAGUUUUAUUUUUUAUUCCUGAGCUGUACUUGAACACAUUCAUGAAUUGGAGUUUUUUUAUUAUUAUUAUUAUUAUUUAUCUGCAAGCUAUAACUGUACCAACACGUGCACAUAUGGGUGGCAAUAUCACCCUAUUCUACUUUUGUAAAUCUGCAAGCUAGCUUACUGUUGUUUAAAAAAAAAAAAAAAACCUGCACAAUGUAGUCACCUGAAAACGCGUCCUCCCUCGAGAGAUGCCAGAGUUGUUUCUAAUGAGCACUGAUGGGAAGAGGUAUCGUGCACGUCAACCUAAGCAUGCAUGCACCUAAACACAGCUUGUAUUUUUAAAGCAACAGCACAGACUUGAAAGGUGGUGUGUUAUAGCCUUGCCUCGGAUUUAAUUUCAUUUAGAGAAAAUCAUGAGUUACCAUCCCAGUCAUUUUUAAAAGUACCACAAAAGUAGUGAAUACAUUUAUAUAAUUUAAUGGUGACGGAAUUUAAAAUAAUCAGGAACUGACAUUGAUAUAAAACGUGUAUAUGUGCUUUGUGUGGGGAAAUUAAAAAAAAAAAAAAGAUUCUGGUGGUGUUUAUAUGCCAAAACUCUGAGGCAAUGAUACUCUUGUCUUUGUUUACAGCACCUGUUAAUAUUUGCAUUGCAGAUUAUAUGUGUCUGUGACGCCGUUCCAUGUGUAAAUAUAAAAACCUGAGAAAUGUUCAUUGUGUGCAUGGAGUGUCGACCUCCCGAAAAGAUGCAUCAUCCUUUUACUUUAUGUUGUCACUGUUGGAAAGCCUCUAUUAUCUCCAUUCGUUUUCCACUGAAGAAUUAAAUAUGCAAGUGUG
Mugil cephalus (flathead mullet) is the source of this 2640-nucleotide messenger RNA. RefSeq names its product transforming growth factor, alpha (gene tgfa). Gene Ontology annotation, biological process: epidermal growth factor receptor signaling pathway; positive regulation of cell population proliferation; positive regulation of mitotic nuclear division. The record is from RefSeq and is a predicted model, not a curated record. The transcript has 8 exons. NCBI's taxonomy places the organism in Eukaryota, Metazoa, Chordata, Actinopteri, Mugiliformes, Mugilidae. The coding region runs from base 261 to 1061 and encodes 266 amino acids.